AUGACCUCAAUGAUACGUCCAAGUUUUUUAAUAUAUACAGUGGCAACUAUAGUGCCAAUUACUUUAAUAACAACAUAUACCAUCCCCGAAAAGCUCCACCAUGAUAAACAAAUCAUUCCCUUUAUUUCAUCAUCAAUAAAUAAUGCACCAGAAGGGGAUUAUUUUAAUAAAUUUCACAUAAUUGGAAUAGUUAGUGCAUUUUCGAUGAAUGGGGUUGCAUCAUUCCAAUAUAAAAAUGCAAUGGACCCACAUCUUAUUUUUGCAGCUCUCUUUUUUUUAUGUGGAUUUACAUAUAUAGUUACUCAAACAAUUUUAGACAAAAAAACAUCAAAUAUUCCAUCAAAAAUCUUUAUUAUUAGAGUAGUUCUUUGUUGUGUUUGCUCUUUAUUUUUUAUAUAUGUUACUUUACAAUUUUUUAAAGGUCCAUUACUUCAAAAUAUUUCAGCAUUAUUCGAAAUUAUAUCAGCAAGUUGUAUUUUUAUCUAUUUGGUAACCUAUCUUUACGAAUUCUCAAAGAUGACUCUAAAUAUAGACUUUUCUUUAAAUAAUUAUUCACAAAAACAAAAUAAUCGAUCAUUAUUUGAUGAUUAA
This is a messenger RNA of Dictyostelium purpureum, 591 nucleotides long. RefSeq lists its product as uncharacterized. Bases 1 to 591 code for a protein of 196 amino acids. NCBI's taxonomy places the organism in Eukaryota, Evosea, Eumycetozoa, Dictyosteliales, Dictyosteliaceae. The transcript has 3 exons. The record is from RefSeq and is a predicted model, not a curated record.